AGAGAACACAGAGGACCUUAUAUCGGUACCCGACCGCGCAGAAGAGAGGCAACCAUAUCUAGCAACAUAACUGAAUAUGCGUGCGAACCUGAGACUGUGGCUGGCUACCUUGGCUUUUGCCUUCUGCACUCUGAUCUAUGUCGGAACGCUUGCGGAUGCGUACCCGUCGAAACCCGACAAUCCUGGAGAACAGGCGCCUGCUGAAGACAUGGCCAAAUAUUAUUCAGCUCUGAGGCACUACAUCAAUCUUAUUACGCGGCAGAGGUAUGGGAAGAGGUCCAGUCCAGAGACUCUGUUUUCUGACCUUCUGUGGAAGGAAAGUCAGGAAAGAAUCCCAAGACCAAGAUAUGAAGACCCUUCCAUGUGGUGAUGAAACCACGCUCUUCAUUGUGUCUACAUUAUCAUUUUACAUUUCACGCUAGAACACUGACAACCAAAUGCAGUCAGACUUCCAAAGAGAAACACUGCAUGCAGCCACCACAGAGAACUCUGUAGAAAAACAUCCUGCACCAUAUUGUAUAUAUACACAUUUAUUUAAAUAAAUGAUUCGUGCAUUCCAACUACAAUAUAGAAGAAUAUUAUUUGUAUAGUGAAAUUGCUUUUGUGCUAUUAAAAUUCAUUACAAAUAGAUUGAACAUGCAGUUGUAUUCUUUAAGACUUGUUAAUUAU
This is a messenger RNA of Polyodon spathula (Mississippi paddlefish), 669 nucleotides long. Its product is annotated as pro-neuropeptide Y-like. Bases 77 to 370 code for a protein of 97 amino acids. The transcript is spliced from 4 exons. The record is from RefSeq and is a predicted model, not a curated record. Lineage: Eukaryota; Metazoa; Chordata; Actinopteri; Acipenseriformes; Polyodontidae. Gene Ontology annotation, biological process: feeding behavior; neuropeptide signaling pathway. Gene Ontology annotation, molecular function: neuropeptide hormone activity; neuropeptide Y receptor binding. Gene Ontology annotation, cellular component: extracellular region.